Molecule: messenger RNA, 2782 nt
Organism: Nymphaea colorata (pocket water lily)
Lineage: Eukaryota; Viridiplantae; Streptophyta; Magnoliopsida; Nymphaeales; Nymphaeaceae
Product: SWI/SNF complex subunit SWI3C
Exons: 9
Coding region: 281-2623 (780 amino acids)
Molecular function (GO): protein binding
Source: RefSeq, a predicted model, not a curated record
UUGCGUCAGUGCCUGUCUUUGCCUGGUCUUUGUUUCUCUCUCUCUCUCUCUCUCUCUACACCCGAAACGGAUGAUGGGGCAAACAACCCAAGAUCCCAACUCACCAUCUCUGCCCUCUAGAUGGGGACAACCCUUCCUGAUCUUUGCUAGCCGUUAAGGGAUUCAAUUUCAACUUGGUCUCUCUUCCUCCUCCCCUCCCCACAAGGGGGUAAAAUAAAGAAGGGGGAAAAAUUUAUGAAAUCUCUCUUUCUGCUGUGUACCAACACUAGGGCUUCUCACUAUGUCUGCUUCCCCUUCUCUGCCUCCUCCUGCGAAAAAGAUCAAGCUCAAGAGAAAGAGAGAGAACAACCUAGGCCUGCACAGAGGAGCUUCUGAGGAGGAUGAGGCACAGCUUGCCAAUAUGCAAGACGGAGACGGUUCUCCGGUAACCAACUCGGAUUUUUGGACAGACCCUCCUCCUGAGGUCUUUCCAAACAAGGGAAUACGAAUCUCAGACUUCCCUGCGGCGGUGAAGCAGAAAGUUGGGCGUCCGCAUUCUUCCGUUUUCACCCUUGUAGCAGCGGAGCAGGCCGUCUUUUCUUCGGACCCCGUCGACGAGAGAUCAAGAGUCCAUUCUUUCUUUCUUGAGAACAUUUCUCAUGGGCAGCUCCAAGUAUUGUCUAGGAUUCCUGCUGAUUGUCCUGCUCUUGUUCCGCUGGACCAGGAGAAGCCGGAGUCAUCGUCAUUUCUCUGCACUCCGCCUAGUAUAGCAGAAGGAAGAGGCGCCCUUAGAUGGUUUAAGGUUCCCGAUCAAGCGGGCGCACUCGUACACAUAUUGCCCACUCACGCUGAUUGGUUUUCCUCCACUAAGAUACAUAGACUAGAAAGGCAAGUAGUUCCAAGAUACUUUACAGGAAAAUCAAAUGAUUGCACACCAGAAAAAUAUAUGGACAUAAGGAAUAAGAUCGUCACAAAGUAUUUAGAGUGUCCUGAGAAGAUGCUUACUAUCAGUGAUUGCCAGGGGUUGGCUGAUGUCAAUAUUCAAGAGCUGAGCAGGAUUGUACGAUUUUUAGACCAAUGGGGAAUCAUUAAUUACAGGGCAGCAAGUACACACAGGAGUAACUAUUCUGGUUCUGGUGUUGUUCCAACUAUCCAGGAGGAUUAUAAUGGAGAACUCCAUCUUCCAUCUGCCUACCUAAGGUCCAUUGACAGCCUUAUUUACUUUGACAAACCAAGGAGCAGGCUCAGAGAAGAAGAUGUUUCUUCACUUUCCGUAGGUUCUGUUGAAGUCAUGCCUGAUUUGGACAAGAGAAUCCGGGAACGACUGACUGAAAACCGUUGCCACCACUGUGCACAGCCUUGUUCUUGCAUCUAUUACCAGUCACAGAAAGAGGCUGAAGCGAUCCUUUGUUCAGAUUGCUUUCAUGAUGGGAAAUUCAUUGUUGGCAAUUCAAGUAUAGAUUUUUUGAAGGUGGAUGCAGUAAAAGAUUCAAAUGAUCUUGAUAGUGACACCUGGACUGACCAUGAGACACUUUUGUUGCUUGAGGCAUUAGAAAUUCACAAUGACAAUUGGAAUGAAAUUGCAGAGCAUGUUGGGACAAAAUCAAAAGCACAGUGUAUUCUUCAGUUUGUUCGUCUGCCUAUGGAGGAUUGUUUUCUCGAAAGUAUUGAGUUUCCUACCUCAGUGUUUUCGUCUGAUAUUGCCAAAGAAGGAAGCAGAACUAAGUUUCCAAUGGCCAAUGGAGACUCUUUAGCUUGUCACCACGAGGAGGUCGAUUCUGAAGGUCGUCUCCCUUUUGCAAAUUCUGGCAAUCCACUUAUGUCUGUGGUUUCCUUCUUGGCCACUGCAAUGGGACCACGAGUUGCAGCCGCUUGUGCACAUUCAGCACUUGCAUUAUUAUCUAGAGUAGGGAGCAAUUCCAUAUCUGCCGGUAAUCUGUCACAGUUGGAGGGUGCUUCUCAAGGUGAUAGAGGAAAUUCAGAAAAUAUGCAUCAAGAUGGCAUGCAGGGAAGCUUAGGACAUCAUAAAGAGGAAUCUCAAACUGAGACCAAAGAAUCUGUGGAGCGGUUGUCACCUGAAAUAGUGAAAGCUGCUGCCAGAGCUGGACUAUCUGCUGCAGCAAUGAAAGCAAAACUGUUUGCUGAUCACGAAGAACGUGAUAUCCAGCGAAUGAGUGCGACUAUUAUCAACCAUCAGCUGAAACGAAUUGAGCUCAAGCUGAAGCAGAUUGGUGAAAUAGAGACUCUGCUGUUGAAGGAAUGUGAUCAGGUUGAGAGGGCUAGACAGAGAAUUGCAGCUGACCGUGCACGCCUUCUAUCAAGUCGAUUUGCUGGACCUGUAUCUUCCCCUCUUCCCACAGUGGGAGCAGCAGCAGCAGUCACAACCAGUAAUCGGCCAGUGAUGCCAGCUUCAGCACCACAACCAACAGUUCCUGCUUUUAAUCAGCAAGUGAAUCAUCCAGCAAUGUCUUUCAUGCCUCGGCAGCCAAUGUUUGCUUUUGGUCCUCGUGUUCCACUCUCUGCUUUGCAUCCACCACCACCUGUGCCAACUGGGCCUGUCAUGGUUAAUUCCCCAUCUCCAAAUCCUAGCGUUUCUCAUUCCAUGUUGAGACCUGUUUCUGGUACUAACACAAAUGUAAAUUAAAGGCAUAUAGGUUUCACUUCCUCUCAUCUUCCAUCCACAUUUGGCUCCUGGUGCUAAGGCUUGUGCUUAUAAUGCCUUUAUCUUAAAUGAGCCAACCAUCAGAUUUAUCAGGAAAAUGCUCAAGUUAACUAAAAUGAUUAAAUUUUAGCUUACCACCUA